AUGGAGGGAAUCUUCCGCGACCUCGAGGACCCGGUCCGCGAGGCGGCGGCAGGUAGCCUGCGAGAGUUUGUGAAUGUGGCGUUGAAGCGUGAGCGGGGAGAGUCGCUCACCGACUUUCUCAACUCAGUCUACGCCGCCAUCCAUGGUAUGAUGGUUGGUUCUGCACUGAGGCCUGCGUCCAAGCUCGGGGGCGUGCUGGCUAUUUCAGCACUGUUAGAAAUCGAGGUCGCCGACAAUGCGCUCAAGGUCACUCGCUUUGCCAACUUGCUCAAGAACUGUAUGCCCCGCUCUUCGCCCGAGGUGAUGGCGGCGGCGGCGGCAACGCUCGGAAAGCUCGUUGCCCGGUCCAACACCAUUCUACAGUCGGAUCUCAUUGUCGAGUUUGAGGUCAACCGUGCGCUCGAGUGGCUGAUGGUCUCGCGGGUGGCCGGCCACCGGCUGGCGGCGGUGCUCACGCUGCGGGUGCUUGUCCGUGCCGCGCCUGCGCAGUUCUUCAAGUAUACCACGCUCUUCUUCAAGGAACUCCGCCCGCUUGAUCUCUUUGACUGUGUGUGGGAGGGCAUCAUCGACGACGAUAUGGCCAUCCGCGAAGUUGCCGCAGAGCUCCUUGCCUCGAUUCUCCUUGCGCUCCAGCCGCGGUCUGCGGCCGGGCUGACCAACUUUGCGCGGCGGGCCUUUACCCGGGCGCGCAACACGCUCAUCUUUUCGUCGUCGGCCAUUCCCAAGAAGAAGCUCGCGGUGCUUUCAAACGAGCUCGAGCACUACUCCCACGUCUCUGCGGUCCUCGGCCCGUCGACCAUCAUCAUUGCCGACACGCCGACGGGCCUGACCCGACCAAACUCGCCGGCGCCUCCUGCAGGCGCGUCGAGCUCGGGUGGGCCGACGGUCAGCUCGUCGGUACUCAAGUCGCCGUCGGCGGUCCAUGGCGCGCUCAUGACUAUGUCGCACAUUGUGUUGCUGACUGGCUCGCGGUUUGUGACCCACACCGAGUCGCUGACUCAGGCGGUUGUGGGCCUCCGCGAUGCGCGGCUUGUCGACACGCGGAUGUGCGCGCUGCGGCUGAGCCCACUCCUUGCCGCGCUCGACGUGGCCACCUUUGUCUCGCUCCACCUCAAAAAGGUGGUCAAGUCCUCGCUCUCAAUCCUCAAGCGCGAGCGCGACAAGUCGUCGCUCCUCCGCUCGGUUACGCUCCUCGCGCUCGGCGACCUUGCGCUUGCGGUCCAGCACCACAUCACGCCGUACCUCAAGGACAUCAUGGGCUGGUGCAAGACGGCGCUGACUCUCAAGAAGCGGGCGUCGUCAGUCUGCCUCCAGGCGUUGACGACGGUGGCGCGACUGGCGACUGCGCUCGGCCCGUCGUUCCUCGAAGCGCUUACGCCGAACCUUGACGCUCUCUUUGGGCUUGGCCUCUCGGAGGAGCUCAUCGACACGGUGCUCUCGAUUGCGACUGACUUGCCGGACCUGGCGGACGUGGCGUUUUACAAGCUUCUCGAUCUCGUCUCUCUCAUUCUUGCCGGCGCGCCGUUCCGACACCCGGGCACUCCUGCGCACGUCGCCACCCAUUCGCACCUCGAGCCGCUCUUGCACUCGCCACAGUUUAUGGGCAUUCUUGCAGCGUCGCAGUCGUCGACGGCCGCCAAAGUCCUCGCGCUCAAGACACUCUCCAUGUUUGACUUUGUCUCGUACUUUUUGCACGACUUUCUGGAGGGCGUGGUCUUUUCAUACCUCGAGGAUCCGGAGCCGGUCAUCCGCAAGCAGGCGGCGAUCACCAUUUGCAAGCUCAUCUCGCAGCCGUCACAGGCCACCUCGCCGCAGUUUGUGCACCGCAUCCUCAAGCGGCUGCUCAUUGUGUGCGUCUCUGAUCGCGAGCCCGAGGUGCGGCUCGAGGUUCUCCGCCAGCUCUUCUCCGGCUCGCCGGUGGUGUACCCGGCGCGGCUGUUUGCGGCGACGCGGCUGCGGACUGCCGGCGCGCGGGCCACGGCGCCUGACGGCACUGUCCUCGGCGCGCCGCUCGACGACGUAGCGGCGGCAGCAGCGGUCGAGCCGCGGCUCGCGCUCCUCUUCCAAGAACACGUCCUCCUCAACGCCACCUUUCCCACCGGCCUUGUCUUCCGCGACGUGCUCGCUGAGGCAUCGCUCGCCGAGAUCCGCAACCUCAAGGCUGCUUCUGCAAGCGGGCCGAGCAACUCCCCAGGCUCCGGUGCUACAGGCCUCACGUCGGGGAUGGGCACGCCGUUGACAGUGGCGACGUCGCCGGUUGUCUCAGGUGCUUCGUCGGCCGCGAUGGCGUCGGCGAGCAGCCUCCUUGCUCGCGGCACGGUGGCGCCACUCCCGUCUGCGGUCUCGUCGUUCCUCAUUUUGCCCGCAGGCGUGGAGCCGUCGGCGCACCCGGGCCACGCGUACGUGCUUGCGGCGACCGGACGGACACGGGCGCUCCUCCUCGACAUGUCCGCGCUGGGCGGGCUGGAGCGGAGCGAGCUGGAGCGGGCGCAGCGGCCGCCGUCGCCGGCUGGCCCGCUGGAGGUCACGUCGCACGCCGCCGAAGUGGCGGCGCUGACCAAGGGCGACUCGGGCGGUGCAGCGAACUCGCAUCCGCCGCAGGAACUCAACCCGCUCGCAGAGCCUGGGCGGGCGAGCGGCGAGACCGGGGUCUCGGAGCACACGCUCGACCUGUUUCUGGCGCAAGAAGACAAUCUGCGGGCGUUUUUCUUCACGGUCAACGACCCAGUGCUCCGGAUUCGCGAGAUGGGCCUCCGGAUUGUGGGCCGGCUCUCGACCAAAAAUCCGGCGUAUGUGCUGCCUGCAAUGCGGUCGACACUGAUGCGGCUGCUCACGCUGCUGGAGCUCUCGCUGGACCCUGUGACUCGCGAGGAGGCGGCGCACAUGCUCGGCAUUCUCAUCCACGCCUGCCCGGCGGUGGCCAAGCACUACGUGCAGCCGAUCAUGAAGCGGCUGCUUCCGAUGCUUGCCGACGGCGACAACCCGUUGCUCAACGCGCACGUGCUCCGGGCGAUUGGCGAGUGCUGCCACGUGGGCGGCUCGCAGCUGACGGUCUAUGUCCACACGCUCCUCCCGCUCCUGAUGAAGGCGCUGUCGGACUCGUCGUCGACGGUGAAGCGGUAUGUGGCGCUGCGGACGCUUGGCGACUUUGUGGUCAACACUGGAACGGUCAUUCAGCCGUACAUCGACUACCCGCACCUGCUCACGACAUUGCUCAACGUGCUCAAGACAUCGCAGCAGGUGGCGAUCCGGCGGCUGGUCAUCAAGGUCAUCGGAUCGCUGGGAGCGCUCGACCCGUUUGUCAUUGCCGAGCAGGCGCGGGUGGCGCACGAGCAGGCGUCGUCGAAGCGCGCCAAGCCCAAGAGCGGGGCCGGUAGCCUGGCGUUGACGAGCGAAGGAGGUGGAGCGGGCGGCGGGGACGGGUCUGGGACCGGCGCACCGCCACCGUCAGAGGAGGAGCAGGAGCUGCCGCUGGCGUCGCAGCUACGGCUGCUGUCGCCGUCGUCGGGCGAGUACUAUGAGCAGGUGGCGGUGGCGUGCGUCAUGUACGUGCUCAAGAGCUCGACGCUCGCGCGGCACCACAAGCUUGCGGUCUCAGCGCUGAUGCAGAUCUUCCACUCGAUUGGGAUGAACAAGACGGCGCCGUUCCUCAAGGAGUUCAUUCCUGUUCUCUUCCCGCUCAUCCGGUCGUGCGAGCCUGUCUACCGCGAGUCGCUCUUUCAGAACCUCUCGACGCUGGUGCACACGGUCAAGCAGCACAUCCGGCCGUUCCUCCCGCAGCUCUUUGAUCUUGUGGUGACGUACUGGGACGCGUCGAUUGUGAACCAGCUUGUGGCGCUGGUGGAAGAAAUCUCCAUCAUUCUGCCGGACGACUUUAAGUCGUUCCUCCCGCGGCUGCUCCCGCGGUUGCUGGGCAUGCUCGAGGCGGAGCCGGUCUUCAACGGGCCGCGGAUUCUGGCGGGCUUCCAGACCUUUGGCUCUGCGCUCGACCACUAUGCGGAUCUUGUGCUCGAGGCGAUUAUCCACAUGUUUGAGUCUGAGCUCGUGCCGGUGCGGACGCGGCUGACAGCGGUUCAAACGCUCGGCUCACUCCUGCUUGUGCACAACUUUUCUGCGCACGCGUCUCGGAUCAUUCACGCACUGCUUGCGGUGAUCGAGGGCGGGAUGCGUGUUAGCCGCGGUGGCUCGGGAUCUGCACUCGGGGUUAUUGACUACCGCGGGGUCGGGGCCGGCGGCGGCGACGACGGGUCGGUGAGUGGGGCUGGCGGCGGGUUGGGGCUCUCCUCGCUCUCGCUCUCGAUGUCGUUUGCGUCGCCGGUCGGCGGUGGAGCGGGAUCAGGCCACCUGAGCGCUGGCCCUGGCAUCGGUGGUCACGAUGGCGGAAGCGUAGUGUCGGGCAAGGGCGACGACGACGGCGGCACUGGAGACGGCGGCGGUAGCGGCGAGGCCGGGGCGGGCGGGCUCAGCUCGGCGUCUGGGCGCGAGCUCAUCCAGUCUGCGGUUUGGGUGCUCGGCGUGUUUGCGGCACAUCUCGGGAAGCAAUACAAGAUCUUCCUUCCGGCGAUUACGUCGACGUUUACGCACCUCGCGGUCCACAAUGAGGGCUUUGACGGACUGGCGCGAGCGCUGACGGUUGGAGCGGAGCUGCCGGAGUCGCUGCCGUGGUCGCGCGCGACCGGGCUCGACGAGACCGAGGCCACGCUGCGGGCCGGGACCCGUGCGCCGGGCAAGAUGACGGUCUCGACGCGGCCGCUGCUUGGGGCGUGGCGGAUUGUGCAGGUGACGACCAAGGAAGAGUGGAUGCAGUGGAUCCGGCGGGUGUCUGUUAUGCAGCUGAAGCAGAGCUCGGCGCCUGCGCUGCGUGCGUGCGGGACGAUGGCACAGAGCUACUAUCCCCUGGCACGACAGCUGUUCAACGCAGCGUUUCUCUCGUGCUGGACCGAGCUGGACGAGGGCGCGCGCGAGAAGCUUGUGCGGUGUGUGCGCGACGCGCUUGACGCGCCGAUUCCGGCAGAGAUUCUGCAGCAACUGCUCAAUCUUGCCGAGUACAUGGACCGCAACUCGCAGGCGCUGCCGAUUCCAAUCCGGUCGCUGGGUGAGCUCGCUGUCUCGUGCCGCGCGUACGCCAAGGCGCUGCGGUACAAGGAGCUCGAGUACGAGGCACAAGAGGUGAAGGACGUGGCGCUUGUGGAAGAGCUCAUUGCCAUUAACCACCAGCUGCAGGACGCCGAGGCGGCAUCAGGCGUGCUUGUGGACGCCAAGCGGUACCACAACAUCGAGCUCAACUCGUCGAUGUACGAGACACUCGGGCAGUGGAACAACGCACUUGCCGAGUACCAGAGCCUGGCGGCGAGCGACCCGCUCAACGCGGAGAAUCUUGUGGGGAUGAUGCGGUGCCACUCUGCCCUCGGCGAGUGGUCUGCGGUGGACUCGCUCUCGCAGUCUGUGUACUCGUCGUCACCCGAGGAAGCGCGGCGGCUUGUGGCACCGCUGGCGGCGACGGCGGCGUGGUCGCUGGGCGCAUGGGACCAGGCAGCGACGUAUAUUUCGCAGCUGGAUCCCGGUACUGUGGAGGGCGCGUUCUUCCAUGCGGUGCUUGCGGUGCACAAGGGCGAGUACCCGCGUGCGCGUGCGUACAUCGAGCUUGCGCGCGACGUGCUCUCGACGCAGGUUGUGGCGCUGGUGGACGAGUCGUACAACCGGGCGUACUCGCUGCUUGUGCGCGUGCAGCAGCUCGCGGAGCUUGAGGAGGUGAUUGCGUACAAGGAGUGUGAGUCGCCGGAGGUGCGGUCGCUGCGGCGCGAGGUGUGGGUGAAGCGGCUGUACGGGGUGACGGAGAACGUGCAGGUGUGGCAGCAGCUGCUUGCGGUGCGGUCUCUUGCGCUCAAGCCGGAGGAGCAGGAGGACGUGCUCGUGCGGUUUGCGUCGAUUUGUCUUUCGUCGAAGCACAUUUCGCUCUCGCACCAGACGCUGGUCUCGCUCCUUGCGCCGCACGCAUCGCCGGCGUCGGGGCUUGCGCCGUCCAAGCCAUGGGUUUCGCUUGCGGCGCUGCGGAACAUGUGGGCGUCUGGUGAGCGUGAGGCUGCGAUUGCGGCGCUCUCCGAGUUUGUGCAGCACAUUACGGACGACUCUGAGGCGUUGGCGCAGGCGUACUUGGACCUCGGCAAGUGGAAGAAGGCGGUGAUGCUCGACGGGGGCGGGCGUGUUGAGGCCGAGGCGGUGUCUGGCAUUCUGCAUGCGUUCCAUGCAGCGACGGCGUACUACAUGGAGUGGUACGAGGCGUGGCACGAGUGGGGCAUGAUGAAUGCAGAGCUGAUCCGGGCAGCGGCGGAUGCCGAGGCCGGAGUGGGGGCAGGGUCUGGCGCUGCCGCGGCAGCCGGAGCUGGGGCUGGAGCUGGAACCGAGACCGGGAUUGGAAGCAAUGGGUUUGGCAGCGGCGGCGGCGACGAGCUCGAGCUCUCGUCGUCGGUCUCGUCGCUGGAGCUGUCGGACUCUGACGAGGACGGCGAGGAGCUUGGCAGCGAUGGGAUGGGCAGAAGCGGCCGGGGCGGGCCGCUGCGGCGGAGCGGCGAGCGUGUGCGGAGUGGGAGCGGUGGCUCGGGCUCGACGGUGAUCAAGUACGUGGUUGCGGCUGUGCAGGGCUUUGUGCGGGCGAUUUGCAUGCGACAGACGGACGUGCUGCCGGACCUGCUCCGUCUUGUGACACUCUGGUUCACGUACGGACACGAGAGCAAAGUGCUUGAGCUGGUGCAGGCGUCGUUUGUGCAGAUUCCGUCCCGGAUCUGGCUCAACGUGGUGCCACAGAUUAUCGCGCGGAUUCACAACACGGACGCAGCGGUGUCUGCGUCGAUCCACACGCUGCUCUCAUCGCUGGCGCGCGAGCACCCGCAGGCGCUGGUGUUCCCACUGUGGGUGGCGGCCAAGUCGCAGUCGGCGGAGCGAGUGGCCGCGGCGGAGGCGCUGCUCAACGGCAUGCGUGCGCACUCUGCGCUGCUUGUGGACGAGGCGGCGCUUGUGUCGCAGGAGCUCAUUCGUGUCUCGAUUCUCUGGGCCGAGCUGUGGUUCGAGGGCAUUGACGAGGCGUCGCGUUGUUACUUUGGGCACAAGGACCUCAACGGGAUGCUUGAGGUGCUCACGCCGUUGCACCGAAUGAUGGCCGCGGGCCCGCGGACGACCAACGAGGUGGCGUUUGUGCAGAGCUUUGGCAAGCCACUCAAGGACGCGUACGAGCUUGUGAGGCGGUAUAUGGUGACCAAGGCCGAGGACGACUUGACGCGGGCCUGGGACUCGUACCUGCACGUGUUCCGGCAGCUUCAGCAGCAGCUUCCGCUGCAGACGUCGUUCAACCUGGAGCACACGUCGCCUGAGCUCCGGGCGCUGUCGGGACUGUCGCUGGCGGUGCCCGGCGUGUACCGUGCGGGUGAGGCAGAGUUGGCGCGAAUCGAGUCGUUUGUGCCGACUGUGGCGAUCAUCCAAUCGAAACAGCGGCCGCGGCAGCUGAGCAUCCGCGGCUCUGACGGGCUGCGGUACCGGUACUUGCUGAAGGGGCACGAAGACUUGCGACAGGACGCGCGUGCGAUGCAGCUCUUCCACCUGGUUAAUCUCUUGCUGGGGACCGAGGCGGUGACCGCGCGGAAGCGGCUGUCGAUCGAGACGUACGAGGUCAUUCCGCUCUCGCCCAACUCGGGCCUGCUGUGGUGGGUGGCGGACUACGACACGUUCCACUCGCUGAUGAAGGAGUAUCGGCGGGAGCGGCGGAUUCCGCUGGACAAGGAGCACGCGGUGAUGCGCGACAUGGGCCCGUCCAAGUUUGACACGCUCACGGUUGUGCAAAAGCUGGAAGCGUUUGAGGCUGCGCUGGAGGCGACAGACGGCAAGGACCUGGCUAACAUUUUCUGGCUCAAGUCGCCGAACGCCGAGGUGUGGUACGAGAAGCGGCUAGCGUACACGCAGUCGUUGGCGGUGAUGUCGAUGGUUGGGUACGUGCUCGGGCUCGGCGACCGGCACCCGUCAAACAUCAUGUUUGACCGGUGGUCGGGCAAGGUGCUCCACGUCGACUACGGCGACUGCUUCGAAGUGGCGAUGCUCCGCGAGCGUUACGCGGAAAAGGUGCCGUUCCGGCUGACGCGGUUUAUGGUCAACGCCAUGCACGUGGCCGGGAUCGAGGGCAACUUCCGGGCGACGUGCGAAGACGUGAUGGAGCUGCUGCGCAACAACCGCGACUCGCUGAUGGCGGUGCUCGAGGCGUUUAUCCACGACCCGCUCGUCUCGUGGCGGCUCAACGUGGACGCCGGCGCCGGCGGGACCGACCUCAACGCCAAGGCGCGGCGGGUGGUGGACCGGGUGGCGGAUAAGCUCGUUGGGCGCGACUUUGACCCGGGCGUCAAGCUGGGUGUCAGCGAGCAGGUCGACCGGCUCAUCCGCGAUGCGACGGCGCACGAGAACCUGUGUGUCUGCUUCCAGGGCUGGUGCGCGCCGUGGUAAAGAGAAGGAGAGUAGGGA
Molecule: messenger RNA, 8502 nt
Organism: Thecamonas trahens ATCC 50062
Lineage: Eukaryota; Apusomonadida; Apusomonadidae
Product: phosphatidylinositol kinase Tor2
Exons: 2
Coding region: 1-8484 (2827 amino acids)
Biological process (GO): TOR signaling; negative regulation of macroautophagy
Cellular component (GO): TORC2 complex; TORC1 complex; nucleus
Molecular function (GO): protein-containing complex binding; protein serine/threonine kinase activity; protein binding
Source: RefSeq, a predicted model, not a curated record